This is a messenger RNA of Arxiozyma heterogenica, 1092 nucleotides long. It is a transcript of the gene CHA1, whose product is annotated as L-serine/L-threonine ammonia-lyase CHA1. The transcript has a single exon. The record is from RefSeq and is a predicted model, not a curated record. Gene Ontology annotation, biological process: L-serine catabolic process; L-threonine catabolic process. Bases 1 to 1092 code for a protein of 363 amino acids. Gene Ontology annotation, molecular function: threonine deaminase activity; L-serine ammonia-lyase activity; pyridoxal phosphate binding. NCBI's taxonomy places the organism in Eukaryota, Fungi, Ascomycota, Saccharomycetes, Saccharomycetales, Saccharomycetaceae.
AUGUCCAUAGUCUAUAACAAAACUCCUUUACUACGUCAAAUAUUUCCUGGUAAAAACUCACCACAAUUCUUUUUAAAAUAUGAAUGUUUGCAACCAAGUGGUAGCUUUAAAAGUAGAGGUAUAGGCAACUUAAUACUUCGAAAUGCAAUUAAUAUACAGAAAAAAUUCACCAAUCAAAAAAUACCACAUAUAUUUGCUAGUUCAGGUGGAAAUGCAGGUUUUGCAGCUGCCACCGCCUGUCAAAGAUUAUCUUUACCCUGUACCGUCGUUGUGCCAACAGCAACAAAGAAAAGAAUGGUGGAAAAAAUUAAGGCCACUGGUGCCAACGUUAUCAUCAACGGAAGCCAUUGGAAGGAAGCUGAUACCUAUUUAAAGAAUCAUGUAAUGUCUAAAAUCGAUAAGUCUUCUAUUGAACCCGUUUAUGUACAUCCAUUCGAUAAUCCAACCAUAUGGGAGGGCCAUUCUACUAUGGUUGAUGAGAUUAUAGCCACUUUAAAGGAACAAAAAAUUGAUAUCUUUAAAAACGUUAAAGGAAUCGUAUGCAGUGUAGGUGGUGGUGGUUUAUAUAAUGGUAUAAUACAAGGUUUGGAGAAAUAUAACUUGGCAGAUAAAAUACCAAUUGUGGGUGUAGAGACACACGGGUGCCACGUCUUUAACACCUCAAUGAAGUUAGGCAAACAAGUGGAAUUCGACAAAAUUACUAGUAUCGCUACCUCAUUAGGAACUGCUAGCAUAUCAAAACAAACUUUUGAAUAUGCCAAAAAAUAUCUCACAAGAUCUGUUGUUGUUGAUGAUGCAAGUGUAAUUGAGACUUGUUUAAAAUAUGUACAUGAUUUUAAUAUGGUAGCCGAACCUGCAAUGGGUGCCUCUUUGCACAUGGCUUAUAACGUAAAUUUAUUGGAGGAUGCGUUGGGCCACAAAUUGACGCCAAGAGACAUUAUCUUAAUCAUUGCGUGUGGUGGUUCUUCGAACACCAUUCAAGAUUUACAAGAAACAUUGAUAAAAUUAAAAAAUCAAAAACGGGAAUUAUCAACUUACAAAUUGGCUAAUUUUGAUAAGUGUAAUACACAAAGUAUUCUUCAACAAAUAUAA